AUGAAAAGAAGUGUGCCUUCAGGCAGAGAAGUUGGGUUCGAAGACGUCGCCACCGUCACUUUAGAUAUGGACUUUCACGAGUCAUCACGACUUGCUGAGUUCGCGGCGGCCCUCGGAUGCGCGGUACCAUCGGAGGAUAUGGAAGCACCAGACAAAGACUUGCUUGACCUCCUCGGGAGUCCGAAUUUGCGAUUUAACAGUAGUAACGGAGGAGACGAGCACGCCGGCGCUCACAGCUGUGAGCUUGGAUCACGGAGGAAACGCACUGACUUUGCUUCAACGAAGAUACUGUCGCUAGCCAAUGUAACCCUUUGA
Molecule: messenger RNA, 315 nt
Organism: Besnoitia besnoiti
Lineage: Eukaryota; Apicomplexa; Conoidasida; Eucoccidiorida; Sarcocystidae
Exons: 3
Coding region: 1-315 (104 amino acids)
Source: RefSeq, a predicted model, not a curated record